Molecule: messenger RNA, 4428 nt
Organism: Cuscuta epithymum
Lineage: Eukaryota; Viridiplantae; Streptophyta; Magnoliopsida; Solanales; Convolvulaceae
Source: the annotation of a GenBank genome assembly
ACAGCAUUGUGGUUUAGGCAUUGUUGUGUAAUCGGUUUAGACUUUGAAUUUAAAAUUUGGACUCCCAUCUAAGUUGUUAUAUUAUUAGUUUCACCCAUAUAUUCUAAUGAUGUGUAUUUGCAUGACAUGCGCGCAUCUUUUUGUUAAUUAAUACAGGUUGUCAAACAUCCAACAAAUGGAAAUAUUAAAAAAAUUCAUGCCGUGCAUCGCACGGGUGAGUUUACUAGUGAUAAAAAAAAAGUAGAUCUAGUACAUGCAAGAGUCCGUAGUACUGAAGUGUAAUUUAAACCAGUAGCAUUUAAUGAAUUCAUUAAUGUUUUAUAGUGUAGAUAAUUAUUAUUUGUGUUAACCAAUAAAAUAGUGACACGUCAGCUUUAUAUAACUCAAUUUUAGGAUGUUCCCUUUUGAACUAUUUUCAAUCUCAGACCAAUCCAGAUGAGAUCAGACUUUUAUAAUUAUAAAAUACACAGAGAUCAGAUAUUUACUAGUUAAGACCAGACCAUCAAAUUUCAAUCCUUAUUAUAUAAAACUAUAGAUGUUCCGCUAUAAGUAGCAAAAAUUAAAAAAAAAACAUAUUUCGGGAAUUUAAAUUUAGAACAAUUUAAUAAUAUUUCAAAAUAAUAAAUUCCUCUAGAAAAAAUUACAUGGAUAUUACCAUUUCAGAACUCUUUUACUUUAAUAUUACUAGGUAUUAUCUUCGAAUUAAAAAAAUUAGAAAUCGUUUUUAUUAUUCCGGUAGUGCCCCCGUCAUAACGGUCUACACGCUCUCAAACUCUCUCGCUAAUAAUUACUCCACCUAAACUCUCGCGCCUUCUUUGCCGUAAUUCUUGCCCAACCGAAACUCUCGCCAUGAAUAUCAAGAUUACAAUCGUCUUUGAAAUCGUUUUACUUGUAAACCCUAGGGCCUUUUGCGCUGAAAGGACAACGGGUUCUCUACAAUCUGAGGCGGCAGCUUCCAUUUCAUUCAUUGAUUGUUUUGUUUGUUAUCACAAAUGUUGAUGGGAAUUCAUCUACUUCUCGUUCACUGUUCGCAUCAUUCAACGUUAUUGACAUUGACGUUUAAGUCAAUAAUACUUCUAUAACUUCCUAGCCACUAAGGGCUGCUAAUUCAGAAAACUAUGUAAAUUGAUAUCUUGGGAAUUAUUACUACGGAUGUUAUUCUUGUAAAGAAGGAUGCCAUAUCAUUGAUUUGUUUGUUUGUUUUCAUAAAUGUUGAUUGGAAAUUUGAAUUGCUAUGUUGUCCCCACAUGUUGAUUGCUUAGUUUGUCAUUCUGAUGUUUGCUAUCUGUCUCCAAAAAAAAGAUAUGAAAACUGGCCAGUCUUUGUAUAAUUGCUAUCAUUCUUACAUUAUUGUGAAGCUUAGCAUGGAAGAAACAUAGGACUUCAGGCCCCCAACCCAUCUGAGCAUGGAAGACAAUGAUGAUUUCACUACACCUCCGCCAUCUUCAACACCAUUCUUGCGGUCAUCCGUGAAAGUCCCAUCCACUCAAAUGGUACCUAAGCAUAUGUACAAGAGGCUGGUGAAAAAGUCCAUAGUCUAUAGGCCCAUAAAGAACAGGAAAGUAAACACAUAUUCUAGGUUGUUUGACUCAGUCUCUUUAGUAAAGCAGAAGUUAGAACCUCAUCAAGUGCAACUGUUUAGGAAAACAGCCUUUGGUCCGUUCCUAGAUGCUAGGAAAAUGUGUUGCAGUGGCCUACUCAUACAUUAUCUGUUAGGGAAUUUGGUAGAGGUUGAGAAUGUUGCCAAUCCCUUUCAUUUGUACUUUGAGAUUCAGGAUAGGGUUGUGCAUUUCUCUGUGUUAGAUUUCACCACUAUCCUUGGGUUGAAUUACCAUGAUACUGUCCCCACUAUCGAACAAGAAUCUUCCUAUCGGGGUUCGUUCUGGCUCAAAUAUUUCCCAACCAAUUCUAGGGUCACACGUAGUGAUAUUAAGUUACUAUACCAAUCUUUGGUCAAGGGUAUGGAGACUGAUGAAGAUAUAAUUAGACUCUCACUAAUAUAUGUCCUAUCUCAUUCCUUCCUCUCUGCUGACCCAAAAAUUGCACUAAACAGUUCAUAUCUAAACCUAAUUGAUGAUAUAGACGCCUUUAAUAGUUAUCCGUGGGGUAGGGUCAUUUGGAGUGAUAUGGUUUCUUGCUUUAAAAAUGGUGCUAACUGUCUGAAGUUAAAUGAAGCACAUUAUAAUGUGUAUGGUUGUGUUGUGGCUCUCCAAGUAUGGGCUUUUGAGAGUUUUCCGGCUCUAAGAGAGGUUGGUUUGGCUCUGUUAGUUGAUCCAGAUGCCUUUCCAAGGGUUUUAAGAUGGACGUCGGCCAAAAAAAACCCAAACACCUUGAACUGCUCCAUCUUCAGCAACCCAAAUUUUGUGUUUCAGCCUAUUACCCCCUCCACCAUAGAACUGAAUCAUGACAAUGUUCAUCAAUCUGGUAUUCUUGUGGAUUCAAACCCUCCCGUCAGUCCCAAACCUACAUCAAAACUUACCCCAUGCUCUACUUCUGAGAAGAAACAAAGAAGGAAGAAGUCAAAUGUAUCUGUUGGGGCUAAGAAACAAUCAACAAGGACAAACAACUGCAGGGGUGAAGGGGGAUGUGUUGAUAUGGCAGAUCAUUUGCCACGCUCUGAGUUUGUAGCCAAGAUUGCUGUAUUCAAUGACGAAUUGAAUUCAUUGCGUUCUCUCAUAUCUGAAUUACAGGCCAAGGUGAAGGUUCAAGAUGAAGUCAUCCUCAUGCUUAAACAGAGGCUUCACGAUAACUCUUCCGGACAGUUUACUUCGCCAUUGCGUACUAAUUCAGUUCCACAGCAAGCACAAGACGGGUCUUCUGGGCAUCAUGAAAAUGGUGUUCAUAAAAACGCAGCUCCCGACAAUCUAAUGUACGAAAAAGACAAUCCCGCCCCCCAUGGUGUUGAAACUGUCCCUCUUGCCACCAAUUAUCCAAGCAAUGCUUCUGACGAAGAAUUAGACGUUUCCAUGACUCAAAUUUUAAACGUUGCAUUUGAUUUGUAUGAUCCGAAGGAUACCAAUCUCUCUGCUUCUAAGGACAUUAAUAAUGAUGUUUCCCAACCACAUACCAGCACCUCCUUUCUCAAUCAGGUAUCUACACUCCCAUAUUCCAUUUUUUAACAUUUAUGUUAUUGCUUCACAUGGUUAUUUUUAAACACAGGAUUGUCAAAAUGACAAGCCCCCCAAGGUCCCACUCCAACCACCCAAAUCUAUUGUCUUUAAACAGCCUAUCAUUUCAGUACCUGAAGAGCGUCCCAAAAGAAGACUUUGUUCACCUGCUCGUUACACCCCAGGUUCAGAUGCACUCCAAAAGUGCAAGAAGCAACGCCCGUCGCAUAACCUUUGCCCAUUUUCCCUAGACCCAUUUGCUGAGUUGAAACCUCUAUCUGCGCGGCUCAAGUUUACAAAGUUUAUCAUGCAAGGAGUAGUAAGAGGGCAUAGAUCUACAUCUGUACCCAAGAAGUAUUUACCAGAAGAAGAGAAAUCAAUUCAUUUGGUUUUUUUCUAUGAUGUGGUGAUAGACAGCAAGUCAUGGAUCUACCGUCUACAUGAGCCUGAACAGUGUCUAGACGCCACGCAUGUUCAAGUAAUAUGCUUCUAUCUCCGUAUGAAGGCAGCUACGUAUCCAUACCCUGAAACGUUCUACACUUGUGACACAUACAUCCCUGAUUAUUUGAAUAAGCUGUAUGAUAAAUACAAGGCAGGUACUAUUCAUCCUAAAGAUUCGUCCUCUGAUGGUUAUUUAGUGGAAGAAAUAGCAGGUGCAGAGGAACUCUACAUGCCACCAUUCUGGGAGUGUGAUCAUGUUUACAUACCUUUAAAUCUCUCUCAAACGCACUGGUGUUUGGUUGUUUUGGAUAUUCACAAUCACUGUUUGUCUAUCUACGACUCAAGCAUACGCCGUGCUACUAAGAAACCCAAGACUGUGGAGUACAUGCGUGGCCUGAUUCAUUACCUUCCAAAGGUUGUAGCUGCACUCAAGGCCCAUCACCAGAAAACAUCAUUCAAUGAUGCUCAAUCAUACAAAUUGGAAGUCAUUAAAGAUGUACCGCAACAGGAUAAUGGGGGAGAUUGUGGUAUCUUUAUGCUAAAGUUUGCGGAGCUUCUACAGAUGGGAAUUGAUGUCAAGAAGCUUUGUCCUUCCAAGAUUCCAGAGUAUCGGGCAAAGUGGGCUCACGACCUCUAUCUAUAUGGGGACCGAAAUAAGGACGAAGUGUAGCUCCCUAAGAUGCACAUCACACUUCAUUUUAUAUAAUGUCAAUCUGCCUAGUAUAACUUAUUUUUCAAUCAUCCCGCACUGUUUGCUGUUACUUUUGUUGCACUACUGUGCACCGUUCAACUUUGAUAUUUUUUGUGAUACUCUUUCAUUGAGCCAGUAUGAACAAGUAUUUAUAUGUUUAUGACAAUACUCGUUGCAAAUCAAUACAAC